Messenger RNA from Lutra lutra (Eurasian river otter), 994 nucleotides. It is a transcript of the gene SNRPB2, whose product is annotated as small nuclear ribonucleoprotein polypeptide B2. The record is from RefSeq and is a predicted model, not a curated record. The transcript is spliced from 7 exons. Gene Ontology annotation, biological process: mRNA splicing, via spliceosome. Lineage: Eukaryota; Metazoa; Chordata; Mammalia; Carnivora; Mustelidae. Gene Ontology annotation, cellular component: U1 snRNP. Bases 98 to 775 code for a protein of 225 amino acids. Gene Ontology annotation, molecular function: U1 snRNA binding.
GUGGUAGCGUAACUUCCGGUAGCGGCUCCGUUUCCGGCUUUCGGUUCAUUGGGAACUGGCCUAGGCCUCUGGCAAUUUGAACAGUUUAACUCCAGACAUGGAUAUCAGACCAAAUCAUACAAUUUACAUCAACAAUAUGAACGACAAAAUUAAAAAAGAAGAGUUGAAGAGAUCCCUGUAUGCCCUGUUUUCUCAGUUUGGCCACGUUGUAGAUAUUGUAGCUUUAAAGACGAUGAAGAUGAGGGGGCAAGCCUUUGUUAUUUUUAAGGAACUGGGCUCAUCCACAAAUGCCUUGAGACAGUUACAAGGAUUUCCAUUUUAUGGUAAACCAAUGCGAAUCCAGUAUGCAAAAACAGAUUCUGAUAUAAUAUCUAAAAUGCGUGGCACUUUUGCUGACAAAGAAAAGAAGAAGGAAAAGAAAAAAGCAAAAACUGUGGAACAGACUGCAACCACUGCAAACAAAAAGCCUGGUCAGGGAGCACCAAAUGCAGCAAAUACCCAAGGAAAUUCAACACCAAAUCCUCAGGUCCCUGAUUACCCUCCAAACUAUAUUUUAUUCCUCAAUAAUUUACCAGAAGAGACUAAUGAGAUGAUGUUAUCCAUGCUGUUUAAUCAGUUUCCUGGCUUCAAGGAAGUACGUUUGGUACCUGGGAGGCAUGACAUUGCUUUUGUUGAAUUUGAAAAUGACGGACAGGCUGGAGCUGCCAGGGAUGCUUUACAGGGAUUUAAAAUCACACCGUCCCACGCCAUGAAGAUCACCUAUGCCAAGAAAUAACAUAUUGGAUAGUUGUCUUUAAAGGACUUGGUGUUGUUUAUAGUGUUUGUUUUGAUAACAUUUGGUCAGGCCAUUUUUUAAUAGUUGGAGUGAGGGGGGAGUGAAAGUGAAAUUUUUUGUGAAUGAUUUUAAAAAAUACCUAGUCUUUGUUUAGCCUUAGUGAACUAUGAAAUAUGAAGACCUCAAUUUUGUAUAAUAAACUUCUAUUUGUAUUCUUUA